Molecule: messenger RNA, 3010 nt
Organism: Papilio machaon (common yellow swallowtail)
Lineage: Eukaryota; Metazoa; Arthropoda; Insecta; Lepidoptera; Papilionidae
Gene: Clbn
Product: nuclear export mediator factor NEMF homolog
Exons: 18
Coding region: 32-3010 (992 amino acids)
Biological process (GO): rescue of stalled cytosolic ribosome; ribosome-associated ubiquitin-dependent protein catabolic process
Cellular component (GO): RQC complex
Molecular function (GO): tRNA binding; ribosomal large subunit binding
Source: RefSeq, a predicted model, not a curated record
CGAUUAAAGUACAUCAAGAAUACCAGUCAAAAUGAAGACAAGAUUCAAUACUUAUGAUAUAAUAUGCAUGGUAGCGGAGUUACAAAGAUUGGUGGGCAUGAGAGUCAACCAGGUAUAUGACAUUGAUAAUAAAACAUAUGUCAUAAGAUUCCAGCGUUCCGAGGAGAAAGUAGUGUUACUUUUAGAAUCCGGCAACAGGUUCCACACAACACAGUUUGAGUGGCCCAAAAAUGUUGCACCAUCUGGAUUCACUAUGAAACUACGAAAACAUUUAAAAAACAAGCGUCUAGAGAGCAUAAGUCAAUUAGGUGUGGACCGUAUUGUAGCACUGCAGUUUGGUAGUGGAGAGGCUGCAUAUCAUGUUGUUCUAGAACUAUAUGACCGCGGUAACAUAGUACUUACUGAUUACGAGUGGACUAUAUUAAAUGUACUCCGGCCACAUGUUGAGGGUGAUAAAAUAAGGUUUGCAGUCAAAGAAAAAUAUCCAUUAGACAGAGCCAAAACAGAUUAUUCAGCGCCCAAUGAAGAGGCGCUCAAAGAAAUAUUAUCCAAAAGCAAGCCCGGUGACAACUUGAAGAAAACUCUUAAUCCAAAUCUUGAGUUUGGUGCAGCAGUAAUAGAUCAUGUGCUCUUAGAAAAUGGACUAACGGGAAAUAUGAAAGUAAAUAAAGAACAAGGUUUUUUAGUAGAAAGGGAUUUGGACAAAUUGGUAAAAGCUCUGAAACAGGCAGAAGAAAUGUUGGAUAAUGCAAAGAAUACAGUGGCCAAGGGUUUUAUAAUACAGAGGAGAGAAGAACGGCCGGCUGCAGAGGGUGAGACUAAAUUCCUUUUAACCAACCAGGAGUUUCAUCCCGUACUAUUUGCUCAGUACAAGAACCAACCUUUUGUUGAACAUGAAACUUUUGAUAGAGCCGUUGAUGAAUUCUUCUCAGCUCUUGAAGGACAAAAGAUUGACAUGAAGACAGUCCAAAUAGAGAGGGAAGCCAUGAAAAAGCUCCAAAAUGUUAGGAAAGACCAUGACAAGAGAGUGACAGAGUUGAGCAGAGUUCAGCAAGAUGAUAGGAAGAAAGCGGAACUGAUAUCCCGGAAUGAAACAUUGGUGGAGCACGCUCGUAUGGCAAUACAGACUGCGCUUGCUAACCAGAUGUCAUGGGACAAUAUUAGCUUAUUAAUUAAAACAGCUCAAGACAACAAGGACCCCAUAGCCUCAGUUAUAAAGAACCUCAAAUUGAACACCAACCACAUCACCUUGCUUCUCUCAGACCCUUACGAUGAUGAUAGUGAAGAUGAUGAAGAAGAUGAUGAUAAGUUAGAUCUGAAACCGAUGCUGGUUGAUAUAGAUCUGUCUUUAACAGCAUUUGCUAAUGCUAGAAGAUACUACGAUCAGAAACGUAACGCAGCAAAGAAGCAGCAAAAGACCAUAGAGUCUGCGGACAAGGCGCUGAAGAGCGCGGAGAAGAAGACGAAGCAGACCCUGAAGGAGGUGCAGACCAUCAGCAGCAUCAGCAAAGCUCGGAAAACAUAUUGGUUCGAGAAGUUCUACUGGUUCAUCUCCUCGGAUAACUAUCUGGUGAUAGCAGGUCGUGACCAGCAACAGAACGAGCUGCUGGUGAAGCGUCACCUUCGUGCGGGCGACGUGUACGUACACGCGGACCUCAGCGGAGCCUCCUCCGUGCUGGUGAAGGCGGCAGGCAGACCUCAGCCUCCGCCACGCACUCUGGCUGAAGCUGGCCAGGCAGCCGUCGGCUACAGCGUGGCAUGGGAGGCGAAGGUGCUGACGCGAGCAUGGUGGGUGCAGGCUCACCAGGUGUCAAAGUCCGCACCAACCGGAGAGUAUCUCAGCACAGGAUCCUUCAUGAUCCGCGGCAAGAAGAACUACCUGCUGCCGGACCAACUGCAGUUCGGAUUCAGUUUUAUGUUCAGGUUGGAAGACAGCUGCAUAGAGAGGCACAGAGAGGAGCGCAAAGCUUUAACGGCUGAGGACGCUUCUGACGUCAUCUCUGACGUCACCACACAGGACAACGACGAGGAGAUCGUCGUCUCCGAUGAUGAUGAACCGUCCGAUACUGAAGACAGUAAGAAAAUAGAUAAACUCGAAUCAAUCACAGAAGAGACGACACAGAUCAAAAUAGAAGACGCUCCAGAAGAGAAUGAGAAAGAGAGCAGAGAAGAGACUGUGGCAGAUGCAGCGAAAGAAGCAGAGAGCAGUGACGAUGACUCUGAUAGUGGAGUAUUGCAUACACAUAUUAAGGUAGACCACGGUACAGGAGAAGUUCAUACAGAAUCUAAAACAAGAACAAUAUCAGAAAUAUCUGAUGCAAGUGAUGAAAAAUUCACUUUCCCCGCAUUACCAAAGAUGGCGAAGAAAACACAAAAGAAAGAAAAGAAAAUACCAGAACCAAAGAAUGAGGAAAAGAAGGAGACAUUGAAGAGGGGACAAAGAGGGAAGCUGAAGAAGAUACAGAAGAAGUACAAGAACCAGGAUGACGAGGACAGAGCUCUGAUGAUGGAUAUGUUACAGUCGUCAAAGGAGUCAAAAGAGUCAAAGAAGGCGCAGAAGAAGGCAGCAGCUAAGCCUUCAAAGAGCAAAGCGGGCCAUGCGCGUGCGCAGCGCAUCCCGCAACCUGCGCCGCUGCUGCUGGAGGCUGACUCUGAAGAGGAACCUGAACCUGAGGUUGAUGGUGCUGAUGCUGCGGGCGCAGACACAGACGUGGAACUCCUGGCGCAGCUGACAGGUUGCCCAUAUCCUGAAGAUGAGCUGCUGUUCGCUGUACCUGUUGUAGCACCUUACUCCGCACUCGUUAACUACAAGUACAAAGUAAAGCUAACUCCGGGUACAAGUAAGCGAGGCAAAGCUGCAAAGACCGCGGUACAAGUGUUCCUGAGGGACAAGUUGGGGUCCGCGCGAGAGAGGGACCUCCUCAAGGCGGUCAAGGAAGAGAACAUCGCAAGAAACUUCCCCGGCAAAGUGAAACUGUCCGCUCCACAGUUACACAAACACAAGAAAUAA